AUGCAGGCCCCGAAGAGAGGUGGAAAGGUAGCUGUGCCAGCAAAGAAAAAACAAGAUAAGGUUGUCAAUCCAUUGUUCGAGAAGCGUCCAAAGCAGUUCGGUAUUGGAGGGGCUUUGCCACCGAAGAAGGAUCUGCAUCGUUUUGUGAAGUGGCCUAAGGUUGUUCGUAUUCAAAGGAAAAAGAGGAUCCUUAAGCAGAGGUUGAAGGUCCCACCAGCAUUGAACCAAUUUACUAAGACUCUUGAUAAGAACCUUGCAACUAGUCUCUUCAAGUUGCUUCUCAAGUACAGGCCAGAGGACAAGGCCGCCAAGAAGGAACGUCUCCUGAAGAAGGCCCAGGCUGAGGCUGAAGGAAAAGCUCCUGAAUCAAAGAAACCAAUUGUAGUAAAAUAUGGACUUAACCAUGUUACAUACCUUAUUGAGCAGAACAAGGCACAAUUGGUUGUUAUUGCUCAUGAUGUGGAUCCCAUAGAAUUGGUAGUAUGGCUCCCCGCGUUGUGCAGAAAGAUGGAGGUCCCCUACUGCAUUGUCAAGGGAAAAUCACGUUUGGGAUCGAUUGUUCACAAGAAAACUGCUUCCGUCUUAUGCUUAACAACAGUUAAGAACGAGGAUAAGUUGGACUUCAGCAAAAUCCUCGAGGCCAUCAAGGCUAACUUCAACGACAAGUAUGAUGAGUACCGGAAGAAGUGGGGAGGUGGUAUAAUGGGCUCCAAGUCACAGGCCAGAACCAAGGCGAAGGAGAAGCUUCUUGCAAAAGAAGCUGCACAGAGGAUGACUUAGAAAUGCCAUAGUUUCUCCCGGAGGUACCUUUAUUUUUCGUGUUUGGUUAAAUGAAAAUGGCCCCGACUAGUUCGAUGCAACUUUUGUUUAGUGGAUUUGUUUUCCUUCUAUUUAUGUUGAUGGAUUUGUCAUU
Hibiscus syriacus is the source of this 913-nucleotide messenger RNA. Its product is annotated as 60S ribosomal protein L7a-2-like. Bases 1 to 780 code for a protein of 259 amino acids. NCBI's taxonomy places the organism in Eukaryota, Viridiplantae, Streptophyta, Magnoliopsida, Malvales, Malvaceae. The record is from RefSeq and is a predicted model, not a curated record. Gene Ontology annotation, cellular component: ribonucleoprotein complex. The transcript is spliced from 6 exons. Gene Ontology annotation, biological process: ribosome biogenesis.